UCACGUUUGGUGUCGGUGGUAUGAAAAUCUAUUGACACAGUCGUCUAGUGUCAAAGCCGUUAUGUCACCUUAUCUCAGUUAUCUCCAAAGCUAUUCAAAUUUUUCAACAGUGAGUUUCUCCUCUCUGACAGAGCCGGCGCGGAUGAGACAUGCAAACGUAAAGUGACUUUAGCAGUGAAUGGCAGUGGGUAUGAAUUAGUAGUUCAGUUAAAAAAUAAUUAAUAUUACAUAGGUAUUUAAUGCAACGAUUCUUUCUAACAUCAUUAUCUGCAUCAUCCAUUUCUAGGUAGAUGAAAUAACACCUAUUCAAAAGUAUUUUCCAUUUUAUCUAAAGGCAGCACAUUUUAAUCUAGAUUGGUCAAAAUUCUAUUAAUAAACAGUUUAAUGAUAAACCAAGUGAUUAAAUAUGUUCAUAACAAAAAAGAUAAACAAUAGUGUGCAUCUCUUGACAAUGAAAUCAUUUACAAAAGCAAUUAAAUGCACUUACCUGUACUAGUUGCAUAAAUAAUAAGUCAUAAGAUUAAAAUGUUAGAAACAUUUUGUAUUUAUUUAUUUCAGUUAUUUUAGCCCGCAGCCACAGAGAGUUUGUCGCGCGGUCACGUGGUCAGAGGCUUUUAGCACCGACGUCAGAGAAGCCGAGCUGGUGCCGACUGAUCCGCACCGUCCUCCCGCAGUUCAGCCCCGCGUCCGCCCGCGGAAACACGUCGCUCCGGCAGCGUUUUACCGCUGGCUUCAACUUUCCACUCGCUGCUCUCGGAAACAGACCUUCUUGUAAUGUAACGUGACCUGCGCUUAGCCGUUAAUAAUGUUACCCUGCUCGCAUUAACGCAGUAUACGGCUAGCGUAACAAAAAUGUCUCCUCGCUAAGAAAACAACUGGUGGUUUUCUGUCGCGUUCAAGUUUACAGGUGUGGGGGUGAGCCCAUGGAGAAGCCGUCAUCGUCAGGGAGAGCAGCGCUGGAGGAGAGUAAAAGCCUGGUUGAGGAUGCUGGAGUGCUGAGAGGAGCCGAAGGCGGGGAGGCAGAUCCUCCGACCCCGAGGAAGAGCAGCUCCUCUCGUUCCUCCCGCAAGAGCUUCCGCCUGGACUACCGGCUGGAGGAGGAGGUGACAAAAUCCUGUCGGGACAAACAUGGCCGCUGGACCAACCCCUGGCCCACAUGGCGGUUCCCUUCCUACACCACCCUGCUCAGGUUCCUGCUGCUGGAUAAAAAUCACAGCAAUAUACCUUCUAGUAAAGAGGCUCUGGACAAUGAGCUCCCAGUGAUGGAACCGUACUUCGUCCAGAACCCAGACCUCUCAGAGUCUGGUCCAGGUCUGAGAGUCACCUGGCUGGGUCACGCCACGGUCCUGGUUGAAAUGGAUGGGCUGAAUAUUCUGACAGACCCAAUUUUCAGCCAGAGGGCCUCGCCGUUCCAGUUCAUGGGGCCAAAAAGGUACCGAGGGCCCCCCUGCACUGUGGAACAGCUGCCCAGGAUCGAUGCUGUUGUCAUCAGUCAUUCUCAUUAUGACCAUCUGGAUGCUGGAUCUGUGGCCAGCCUUAAUGCACGCUUCGGAGGGGAGCUACGCUGGUUCGUGCCCCUGGGUUUGAUGGACUGGCUGAUGAAGAUGGGCUGCGAGAACGUGAUGGAGCUGGACUGGUGGGAGGAGAACUGUGUCCCGGGUCAUGACGAUGUCACAUUUGUGUGCACACCCUCUCAGCACUGGAGCAAACGCACAGCGCUGGACGAUAACAAGUCUUUAUGGGGCAGCUGGUCUGUUUUGGGUCCGGACCAUCGAUUCUUCUUCGCUGGCGACACCGGCUACUGCUCCUCCUUCCAGGAGAUCGGACGACGCUUUGGACCAUUUGACCUUGCAGCGAUCCCCAUUGGAGCUUACCUGCCCAGGGAUAUGAUGCAGGGGCAGCAUGUUGAUCCAGAAGAGGCUGUUCAGAUUCACCAAGACCUUCAGGCCAAACAGUCCGUGGCCAUUCACUGGGGAACCUUUGCUCUCGCCUACGAGUUCUACCUGGAGCCACCGGCUCGUCUCAGAGAGGCCCUGGAACAGAAAGGACUGAAGCCAGAAUCCUUCUUCACUUUGCAUCACGGGGAGUCUCGCCUAAUAGCCUCACAGGAAGGAGACGUCUUUAAUUGAUCCUCUGUGGCCGACCGGCGUCUGUAACAAAGAGCAGAACAUUUUACUUACCAUACGUAGAUGGACUUCAGUGAUUUGAGUUUGAAAUGCAUAUAUGUAUGCAGCUUACCCCACUGGAAAUAAGUCAUUCAAAUGUUCCACAGCACUGUUUACAUACUGAAUGUUUGCCCUGCCAUUGUCACAGUGGUCAGUUCUACCUACAGGAGCUGAGAGUCCACUAUGAGAAAAUCUGAUUCAUCAGGUGAUGCUUUGAAGCAGAAAUGUCACAGCUCAUGAGAAACAGGGCAUGUCAUUUCCACACAGAUGUUAAAUGUUGGCAUCAGGUCUUACUGCUGUAUGCCCAGCGUGUAGUUCAAGUCACAAAUAAGCACAAGUAACAGAAAAAUACAUCUAUGCUGAAGAUAAAAGUGCCAGUUUUUAGAGCUUUUUGCAGCUAAAGAUUGUUUCCAUGAAGUGGUAACUUCAAUUUUGGAGAAUAUUUAAGACUGGGACGCCCACUGAAAAGAAACCUGCAUGCUAAUGUCAUCGGCUGGUGUAAACUUUACAUUCAGGAGGCCAAAAUGUUACCGGAACAAUAUCAGCCAAUCACGGUGAAAAUAAUAAAAUGCAACAGGAAUUAAACUCACAUGGAGUAGCUGGUGCCAGUCGCACAUUACUGUGGGAACCAGAAAUUAAAGGAAUAGUUUGGGUUUUUUGAAGUGUGGUAGUAUGAGGUAUUUAUGCAUAGUCUGUGUGUUACCUACAGUACAUGGCAGUCAGCACACCCUCAGUUCAGAGAAGCAGCAGCAAAACAUGUAUAGCUACAGGAAAAAAAGACCACCAGUUUUGGUGUUUUAAAAGGGGUCAACAAGUCACACAUUGACACACACAAACUAACCGAUCGAGGCAGACCAGCAGCUCCUGUGUUCUCUAAGGUAAAAUUACUGUUUUUGUCAAAGGAGUCUGGUGGCUAUGGAGUGAACCAUAGCUGCUCGUUUCCCCAGCAGGGUAAAACACUGAAAAUAUUCUAAAUACAGCAUACACUUAACUGAUACUGAUUUAUUUUUUGGGUGGACAUAUAGGUUUGCUGCUGCCCCCGUUCACAGCAAUACAUUUCUUGUGUAGACUGAGGGCAUGCUGAGCGCCAUCCUGCGGAGAAGUACUACAUACAACCCCACUUAAAAAAAAAAACUGAACUAUCCCUUUAAUGUAGGUGAAGUUUGUAUGUAGGAAACAAUGUGUGAACCACAAACCUCUGGUAUAAAGCUGGACUGGAGACUGCAGCUUCAUGUUGACACAUAGCUGGACUUCCUGUGAGCUGUAAUAUAGAAGAGGAAAUUAGAAAGUUAUUUAGGAGUAGUGGUUUUCAAAGAUUGGUGCUAGGCAAAAAGGAUGUUUCUCUGAAUGUACUCUGGUCAACCCAAAACUAGACGCAACGCAGAAAUGUUAGAUAUCUAUUGUCUGUGAUAUGAGUUCCCUUCAACUGUCUGCUAAUAGAAACUGUAGCUGAGGAGCUGUGAGAUGCAGUCAGAAGCUGAGCUGGGUUCAGCUUCAUGCACUGCAAACGCUGUGCUUUGUUUUUGAUGCUCUGAAACCACAGCACAGAUGUUUGUUUUUUUCCUCUCUUAGCUUAUCAGUGCGAUCACAUUCUCACUUGCGUCAACGGAUGUAUUUGCCUCAGAGAGCAAAGCUACAGUAGAAUUGUUUUAGUGUUCAUGUGAUGUUAUUUUAUAUUGUUUUUGUUUUUCAAUGCUGGGUCUUUAAAGCCAGAAUGUACGAACAGGUGACAGCACAGUGAGUUCAUUUAGUAGCCUGGUUCUAACUACAAGGCCGGACUGUGCUAACUGUGGUUUACACUUGAUCAAUGUCACUGAAUUACUCAUUAAAUAUAACUCGCA
Chelmon rostratus (copperband butterflyfish) is the source of this 4006-nucleotide messenger RNA. It is a transcript of the gene napepld, whose product is annotated as N-acyl phosphatidylethanolamine phospholipase D. Lineage: Eukaryota; Metazoa; Chordata; Actinopteri; Chaetodontiformes; Chaetodontidae. The record is from RefSeq and is a predicted model, not a curated record. The coding region runs from base 924 to 2129 and encodes 401 amino acids. Gene Ontology annotation, molecular function: N-acylphosphatidylethanolamine-specific phospholipase D activity; zinc ion binding. Gene Ontology annotation, cellular component: cytoplasm; membrane-bounded organelle. The transcript has 10 exons. Gene Ontology annotation, biological process: N-acylethanolamine metabolic process; N-acylphosphatidylethanolamine metabolic process.